AUGGCAACUUCAUCACCCUCAUCGUCAUGGAUAAUAUCCCCCCUCAGCGACCUCACACCCCCCUCCCUCGAGCGAACAUGGCAAACAGCCCCGCACCCCAAUCUGCCCUUGGCCGCCACCAGCAGCGCCGACAAAACGGUUCGCAUCUAUUCUCUGGUCAAUUACAAGCUUCUAUCGACAGUCACGGGCGGCCACAAACGUAGCGUGCGCAGCUGCGCGUGGAAACCCGGUGAUAUCAAAGGGGAGAGUGUUCUGGCGACGGGCAGUUUUGAUGCUACUGUGGGUGUGUGGAGAAGGUGGAAUAGUUAUGGACAGGAAGGGGAAGAUGGAGAGGGUGGUCGUCCAAGACGACAUGAUAUUGACGAAGAAGAGGGCGAGGAGGAGGAUGAAGAGUGGCGAUUUGCAGUCUUACUAGACGGGCACGACAGCGAAGUCAAGUCCGUGUCCUGGUCAGCCUCGGGGUCAUUGCUGGCGACAUGCUCGCGCGACAAGUCUAUCUGGAUCUGGGAGGAUCUAGACGAUGGAGAUAACAACUUUGAGACGGUGGCGGUUCUGCAGGAACAUUCCGCGGAUGUGAAGUGCGUCUCGUGGCAUCCCUCAGAGGGAUGUCUGGCUAGCGGCAGUUACGAUGAUACUAUCAGAAUAUGGCGCGAGGAUAUCGAUGACUGGGGACAGGUGGCCUGUCUUGAGGGUCAUACCGGAACAGUCUGGUUCAUUGAUUGGGAACCAGUCGAUUAUGCGCCUGAUACCAAUAAUAAUAGCAAUAUAAAAGAAGAAUGGAAAGAGCACUACAAACUCUCCGGCCCACGCCUAGUCUCCUGCUCAGCCGACAAUACGGUGCGAGUAUGGCGACGACAAGGCAAGGAGCAGCAACAAAACGCCUAUGCAGCAAACACAGGCAUACCAAGCAUUAUUCGUCCCACUGGCCUUGACGAAACCUGGUACGAAGAUGCCAUUCUACCGGCCACACAUGACUUGGCGAUUUACUCGGUUGCAUGGAGCAAGCGAAGUGGUCUCAUUGCAUCCACGGGUGCUGAUGGCAGGAUAGUUGUGUAUGAAGAGCGAGUAUUGUUAGACUCGAAGAAGCAGGAGGAAGACUCGAUGGAUACCGAUCCACCCUCUAAUGAACCCAAGUAUUCUUCAGAAUGGAAGGUCGUUGCAACCGUCGAAGCAGCUCAUGGAAUCUACGAGAUUAAUCAUGUUACCUGGGCCAAGCGCGCAGAUAGAGAGUCACAACGAGACGGCAGGGAGGGCAAAGAGGAAGAAAUUCUUAUCAGCACUGCUGACGAUGGUAGUGUCAAGGUCUGGUCGAUCAAGAGAGGGGAGGAGUAG
Molecule: messenger RNA, 1332 nt
Organism: Talaromyces atroroseus
Lineage: Eukaryota; Fungi; Ascomycota; Eurotiomycetes; Eurotiales; Trichocomaceae
Product: putative cytosolic iron-sulfur protein assembly protein 1
Exons: 1
Coding region: 1-1332 (443 amino acids)
Biological process (GO): iron-sulfur cluster assembly
Cellular component (GO): cytosolic [4Fe-4S] assembly targeting complex
Molecular function (GO): protein binding
Source: RefSeq, a predicted model, not a curated record